Molecule: messenger RNA, 1722 nt
Organism: Jaminaea rosea
Lineage: Eukaryota; Fungi; Basidiomycota; Exobasidiomycetes; Microstromatales
Product: aldehyde dehydrogenase
Exons: 5
Coding region: 94-1689 (531 amino acids)
Biological process (GO): aldehyde metabolic process
Cellular component (GO): cytoplasm
Molecular function (GO): aldehyde dehydrogenase (NAD+) activity
Source: RefSeq, a predicted model, not a curated record
UCUUUGCACCUUUCACUCCAUCUUCGUCAAGGUCGCAACUACCCACAUCCCUCACACAUUCACGAACCACCCUCUUCCAUUCACCAAGUCAUCAUGGCAGCCGCAGCUGAAGCCGCCGGCCUCAAAUACGAUGCCGUCGAGAGCAUCCCGCAGAUCAACAAGGAGCUUCGUGCUGCCUUCUUGACGGGCAAGACUCGCUCCAUCGAGUACCGUCAGAACCAGCUCAAGCAACUUGCAUUCAUGUUGCAGGACAAUGAGGACGCCUUCUGCGAGGCCCUCAACAAGGACUUGGGUCGCCACAAGUUCGAGAGCAUGUUCGCCGAGCUCAUGACCACCAUCACCGAAGCAGUCGAAGCAGUCCACAGCGUCAAGUCAUGGGCCAAGAAGGAGAAGGUUUCUCCUGGUCUCGCCUGGGGAUUUCACAACCCUCACGUCCGUCGCGAGCCAAAGGGAACCGUCCUCAUCCUCGGCGCGUGGAAUUAUCCCUUGACAGUCCAGAUCGGCCCUCUUAUCGGCGCCAUCGCUGCGGGCAACACUUGCGUGCUCAAGCCCUCCGAGGUGUCGGCCCAUUCGGCCAAGCUCAUCUCCGACCUCUUCCCCAAGUAUCUCGACCCUGAGUGCUACCGCGCUGUCAACGGUGGUAUCCCUCAGUCCACCGCGCUGCUUGACUGCAGGUGGGAGCACAUUCUCUACACCGGUAACGGUACUGUAGGCCGCAUCGUCGCCGAAAAGGCAGCCAAGUGGCUCUGCCCCACCACCCUUGAGCUGGGCGGUAAGUCACCUACCUGGGUAGACGAGACGGCCGACUUGCCCAUUGCGGCCAAGCGCAUUCUUUGGGGAAAGCAAUUCAACGUCGGCCAGACGUGCGUUGCACCCGACUAUGUGCUCUGCACGAAGAAGGUCCAGUCGCAGCUCGUCGCCGAGUUCAAGAAGGCGGCCGAUCAAUUCUGGCCCAAGGGACAGGAGGCUGCCACUGACCAGCAGAGCAAGAUGGUCAACGAGGGACACUGGAAGCGUGUCAAGGGGAUGCUCGAGGGCACCAACGGCAAGAUUGUGCUCGGUGGGCCGCCCGAGGACAACAAGUCGCAGAGCCGCGCAUUCCCCCUGGUCGUCGUAUCUGAUGUCAAGCCCGACGACUCCAUCAUGACUGGCGAGAUCUUUGGUCCCGUCCUUCCCAUCGUCGCAGUCCAGAACGUCGACGAGGCAAUCCAGUUCAUCAACUCGCGCGACCAGCCUCUCGCCCUUUACUCCUUCUCAGCUAACAGCGACAAGCUCAUCGAGAACUGCCGCUCGGGCGGUGUCCUCACCGGAGACAUCCUUCUGCACAACGCCGUCGGCUCUCUUCCCUUCGGCGGCACCGGUCCCUCGGGGUACGGAGCUUACCACGGCAAGUGGGGCUUCGACGAGUUCUCCCACAAGCGUGCCGUGCUUGAGGCCCCCCACAGGGGUAUCAUGGGCCACGCCGUUGAGAUGCUCAUGAAGGGCCGCUACCCGCCUUACAACAUCAAGAACCUGAGCAUGCUCGGCUUCCUGGCUGGCAAGAAGGCCAACUUUGCCCGCCCCAAGAACCCGCACGCUUCGGUUACCAAGCCCAACUCCUCUGGCCUCGUGAGGAAGCUCGUCUACCUCGUCGCUCUACUUUCGCUCGUCCUCGGUGCGCGCUCGAGAGGGCUGAUCACGGCCUUCUAAGCAACUAGACUCCACUCGUCACCUUUGCAAAAA